CUUCAUUUCUCACAACUGGUUUGGGCCGUGCAGGCGCCGGAGUUCUCCGUUCUCCAUUUCAAGAUGCAUAAGCAGAGGUGAACGCUCAUCUUGGAAUUGAGAGAUCUGGCUCUGCUGGGAGAAGAUGUUGCUGUGCGGGGUCCUGCUGCUCGUCAGCCUCGCCUCCCGUGUCCGCGGCACGUUUGAUCCUCAUCACAAGCCUCUGAGGUAUCGGGCCGAGGAAGGUGGCAACGUCACGUUGGAGUGGAGAUUCUCCUCCAGAUCGGACAUUUCCGUCCCCUCCCUGAAGAUCCACUGCCUGUCGUUGUUGAAGCCGAAGGUUUUCUUUCAUCUGGACCGCAGAGUCAACGAGUCUCUGCACGAGCAGUUCGCGGGACGGGUGCAGUGUGACCAAGACGCCCUCGGGACCGGAUGGCUCCGGCUGCGUCUGUCCGGAGUCCGGAUCCAGGACAAGGGCCUGUACCUCUGCAAGAUGGCCACGGGGUCUGGCAGGAAGGUGAAGCUGUUCUCUCUCAACGUCACGGCCGUGAACGAGCCCAACCCUGAGACAACAAAACCGGCACCGAUGACAACUCGACCAGUGGCAGAGGGCCGGGGAAGAGUCGGCCUCUACGCCGCACUGGGGCUCGUGGUGGGGCUCGUGGUGGCCGCCGGUAUUCGCCAUUUAUUUAAUAACGCUGUAAGGAAACUGGAGCAGCCGGACCGAGGAGGCGUGUCGCGGCGCGCGGAUGUGACGUCACUGCUGUCUGCUGCAGAAACCAAGUGAUGCCUGACUCACUGGGGCAAAGAGUGUAUUAUUAUUGUGUGUUGAAUAUUAUUUUACAUAGAUAAACUUAAAAUGACUCACACUUUUUUUGGUACACUAAAUAUAGCAAUACCACAGUGAAUAGUUAAGGAAGAAUGUACCUUUUCUGAAUUAUGUAAUGUAUUAUUGUGGCAUUAAUGUGGUAUAAUGUUGCUCCUGGUGAAUGUGGGCCUUUUUUUUUUAUUCCAUUUUUUUUUACUAUAUAUACUGCUGGGUAACUUGUGAAUUUAAGUAUUAAUGUUUGUCGAUUUAUAUUUUGUAUUUAUAACCUGAAUCGGCAAAGAAGCUAAAGAUAUUAGAUAAUUGUAAUGGAGUAAAAAGUACAUUAUAUGCCCCAGUUGUCGUGUAGCGGAGGUACAAAGUAGCAACAAAUGGUGGGUUAUAUAUUUAUAUAGUUGUAGGAAAAAUAAAGUACAUUUAGUAAUAAAGUAGCGAACUAUGGAACUAUUUAAGUUAAGUAUCUUGAAACUACAGGGAUUGAUUUAAUACUGUGUUACAGCAGCUGCUAAUAGUUUAAAAACUAAAAGUGUGCCGACUUUGAUGCUUGUGAAUACCUUUUAUAAUAUAUCUGUAUAUAUGUACUUUUAUACUAUGUUUAUUUAAUGUUUUUUCAGUGUUUUUCCGUCAAAGGAUCAAAGGUAUAUUUUGAAUAUCUACUAAAUUUAGACUGGAAAUAUGUACGUGAGUUGAAGUCCAAAACAAACACUGUAAUUCAACUAUUUAUUCAUUUCAGUGCAUUUCAGAGUAUAAACCUUUUUUGUAUUGAGACAUUUUGAAGAUGUUGUGUUCCUUGAAGUUAAAAAAGUUA
This is a messenger RNA of Cyclopterus lumpus (lumpfish), 1613 nucleotides long. RefSeq lists its product as uncharacterized. Gene Ontology annotation, biological process: negative regulation of T cell proliferation; positive regulation of T cell proliferation; immune response. The coding region runs from base 125 to 766 and encodes 213 amino acids. Lineage: Eukaryota; Metazoa; Chordata; Actinopteri; Perciformes; Cyclopteridae. The record is from RefSeq and is a predicted model, not a curated record. Gene Ontology annotation, cellular component: external side of plasma membrane. The transcript is spliced from 5 exons.